Molecule: messenger RNA, 711 nt
Organism: Brassica oleracea var. oleracea
Lineage: Eukaryota; Viridiplantae; Streptophyta; Magnoliopsida; Brassicales; Brassicaceae
Product: octanoyltransferase-like
Exons: 1
Coding region: 1-711 (236 amino acids)
Biological process (GO): protein lipoylation
Cellular component (GO): mitochondrion
Molecular function (GO): lipoyl(octanoyl) transferase activity
Source: RefSeq, a predicted model, not a curated record
AUGAGAUCCCCUAGAACCCUGGAGGUUUGGAAGCUAGGCACUGUCAACUACUUGAAAUCACUUAAAGUUGAAGACAAGUUAGUCUCCGACAGAAAAGCUAAUCGAAUCCCCGAUACCCUCCUCUCUCUUCAGCAUCCACCAUCUUAUACCCUCGGAAAACGUAGAACCGAUCACAACCUACUGAUCCCUGAAGCUGAUCUCAAGGGCCUUGGAGCUGAGCUUCAUUAUACUCAAAGAGGAGGAGAUAUCACUUUCCAUGGUCCUCAUCAAGCCAUCUUAUACCCCAUCAUUUCCUUACGCAGCAUUGGUAUUGGUGCUAGGAACUAUGUAGAGACGUUGGAGAGGUCGAUGAUUGAAUUUGCUUCAGUUUACCGCGUGAAAGCUCGGGCAGGACACAAAGGUGAAACAGGGGUUUGGGUCGGGGAUAGAAAGAUUGGUGCGAUUGGGGUUCGUAUAUCCUCUGGAAUCACUAGUCAUGGUUUGGCCUUCAACAUAGAUCCUGAUCUGAAGUACUUUGAGCACAUUGUGCCUUGUGGGAUUGCUGAUAAAGAAGUCACAUCUCUGAGAAGAGAGACAGAUACUAUGCUGCUUCAUUCUGAAGAAAUGAUGAUGUUGUGUGGAAGGAAGAUCCUUCAUUCAUUUUGGACAACGAGGAGGAGGAGUAUAAAGACUAAUAGUCCUUCAGGUUUAACUCGGUUUAAUCCGGUUUAA